UUAAUAAAGGCUAACGGUGUAACGAUAAGAAAGGAAUAUAAAAAUGGCAUUAUUGGAACAUAACUGAGCUGGUCCAGUCAUAGCCACUGCGGCGUUACUGUGAAAUAUUUUUCAUAAAAAUGGCUGCUGGUUUACCUCGGAGAAUAAUUAAGGAAACUCAGCGGCUUAUGGCUGAACCUGUUCCGGGUAUCUCAGCCGUCCCAGAUGAAACGAAUGCCAGAUACUUUCAUGUAGUGGUAGCAGGUCCAGAAGGGUCACCAUUUGAGGGUGGCGUGUUUAAAUUAGAGCUGUUCCUGCCAGAAGAGUAUCCAAUGAGUGCUCCAAAAGUCAGGUUCAUGACGAAAAUUUACCAUCCCAACAUUGAUAAAUUAGGAAGAAUUUGUCUAGAUAUCCUUAAAGAUAAGUGGAGUCCAGCACUGCAGAUUCGUACAGUGUUGCUGUCGAUUCAAGCACUUCUUUCAGCACCCAACCCAGAUGAUCCACUAGCUAAUGAUGUUGCUGAACUUUGGAAGGUGAACGAAUCCGAGGCGAUUCGUAUUGCACGGGAAUGGACGCGCACUUACGCCAUGGGCAACUAGUGCUUGCCUUUAUAUAAAUUUUUAUUGAAAGGAUAUAACUUCUCAGGAUCAACAGCACAUUAUGUUGAUGAAAGAGUGCAGUCCUUAGUCAAAACAAAAGGUACCAACAUCAACAUGAGCCGCCAAAACACGUGGAUCGCCAUCCGCUACAAAUGAGGGUUAGCUGCUGUUAACAGUCCUUACUGAUAAGUAUUACCCUUGGCUGUUUUCUACUCCAGUUGUAGGCCAGCAGAUGUGUGGAGUACUGGGUGACCUUGGUGGCCCUACAGGUUAUAUCUGUGGAUCAUAUGUUGGCUUGCUGCCAGUUGACUAAGAAUUUUAUCCCUUGAAAAAAAAAAAUUGUUUUUGGCCACGACAUUUUUUUCUUGUACAUUUGUUCUAGUCUCUUGUUAUUUGGAUAUUUCUUAAAGUUGAAGAUUAGAGCAGAACCAUCUGCCACUUCAAAUUAACACGAAUUCCAAUAAACACGAGUUUUGUGUGAUUUUUCAAGGUGAUCAUUUGUAAGUAUUUUCAUUUGUCCCUGUCUUGGAUUCAGUGAUUUUUUUUUCUUGGGUGGGGGGGGGGGGGGGAGGUCACAUCUUGAGAAAAGGUAUCAUGUUGUUUGGCCCUGUAUCUACAGUGCCUUUUUGUCUGUUUUUAUCUCCACUGCAAGGCUUUUUAAAUGUUAGGAUUUAUUUCUUACGCUUAAUGGAAAAAGAAGUCGAGCAACUGCAGCACAGGGCCAGAGAACAUUCUGAGCAUCACAGCAACAUGUAUAGCUGUAUUUUUGUGGGUAACAUGUUUGUUCCUCAAAGAAAUUUAUUCUGAUAUAUCAUAUUUGAUCAGAGAAACUUGUACAAUUUUUUGUGCUGUGUGUCCCAAAAAAUGAAAGACAACAAUUAUAUUGUCAACCUUGUAUGCUGAGUGUAAGUAGAUCUCACAAGUACGGGUUCAGUAAGUGUUUACUAAACAGAAUUCUGUAGUAAAUUUUUUUUUUUUUUUAAUCAGAUUUUUCUCUUGAUGCAAAACCAUCUUCAAUUUAGGUAUAAUGAACUGUAAAAAGUGUUUGAAAUAUAUUCAAUUGGUGAUCCCAUGCUUUUUUUUUAGCAUUAAGCGUAAAAUAUAUACAUUGUAUAUACAGUAUAUAUAUAUAUGUGUGUGUGUGUGUGAAAGUUAAUGCUUUAGGAUUGUUUCUGGAAUGGUGAAUGCAGUACAAGGUUACAGUGGGGUAAUAACUAAUGGAAAUAGUAUAAGACUGGUGAGGAUCAUGACAGCAUAGCUUUUGAAAUGGUGCAUAGAAUUACUAAAUUACUUGUCUAUAUAGUGAAUGUUUUUGGGACACAACAGUACACUGUGGUAUCUACAGAAAUACUGCUUUAGUACCAUGUAAUCAAUGUCCUAUGUAAAUGACUCAUUCCACAUAGUGUGUAUUAUUUGAUAGGCCUUAUGAUGAGAGAGUAAUCUUGCAUUACUUUUUCUGUCACCCCUAUUUCCAUAAAUAUGCCUGUAUUAAUGCUUGCAAGAAGAAAUGGAAAAAUUGGCAAUAAGAUUCAAUCUCAAAGUGAAAUUUUGUAUGCUGCUUUAGAGUAAAGACUAAUAAACUA
This is a messenger RNA of Cherax quadricarinatus, 2161 nucleotides long. RefSeq names its product ubiquitin-conjugating enzyme E2 N. The record is from RefSeq and is a predicted model, not a curated record. Lineage: Eukaryota; Metazoa; Arthropoda; Malacostraca; Decapoda; Parastacidae.